This is a messenger RNA of Pyrenophora tritici-repentis Pt-1C-BFP, 1077 nucleotides long. NCBI's taxonomy places the organism in Eukaryota, Fungi, Ascomycota, Dothideomycetes, Pleosporales, Pleosporaceae. The record is from RefSeq and is a predicted model, not a curated record.
AUGCAGGCACGCGCUCUUUCAAUCGUAGCAAGAAUCAUCGCUCGAUGCAAAUUGGCACAUCUUCGUCAUCUGUCCUCGUCUGGCGAUGUCGUCAUCUUCAUUGCGGGAUUCUGUGCUCUGGCAAGCACGGCCAUCACCUCUACGGCCUACGACUGGGGUCUUGGAAAAAGAAGAUGCCUAUUGAGUGACAACGACAUGCAAAACAUUGAGCGCAAGCUCUUCAUUUCGACAGUACUGUUUGUCUUGGCCAUUGGCAUCUCCAAGAGCUCGGUCCUGUUGUUCUUGUACCGCCUGGCACAGAGUACCUUGCGAAGGGUGUAUGUGGCAAUUGUUGGUGCCCUUGUACUAUUAUGGACUAUUGCUGUGUUGGCUGUCAUGGUCUUCCAAUGCGAGAUGCCAAAUCCCUGGACGAUAUGGACAGGCAAUUGUGUUCCAUUGGUGCAAUUCUGGGUCAUAGCCAUCAUCUUUGACAUUGUCCUUGACACGGCUAUGAUGGUCCUUUCCGCUCAUACCGUCUGGAAGCUACCCGAAUCCCGUCGUCAGAAGAUUUUGGCGACAUUGGUUUUGUUACUACGGUCAAUCUUGAUCGUAGCAUCAGUCAUUCGCCUCAUCUUCCUUGAGCAGGCUCUCAACCGCGAUGCGGACCCAACUUUUGAUUCGAUACCCUACUUUACUACCACACAGGCCCAUGGCACUCUCGCUGUCCUCCUAGCCUGUACACUGUGGCAAAAGCCCUACUCACGCCUUCAAGUGCUCCGAGCACCCAAACCCUCAGAACCACAGCUCGAGUCUGGGGACUUGAAAUACUGGGCCGAUACCACGGUCGGUACACCAUACGAAUCAUACAACUCAUUAGCGGCGGAUUUCCACAUCAUAAGAGAACCACUCCCAUCCAUACAGGCAAGCAUGUCCAUGCCAAACUCUCCCACAGUAUCGCAUCGCUCGCUGGGCAAGAGCAUCCUUCUACCGGAUAAACCAACGCCAAUGAGAUACGGAAUCCCACCGCCUAGACCACCACCACCGACCGAUGAGCAAAGACCAGAUCUCAACGACGACGAUACGCUGAAUGUUCCUUGA